CCUCACGGGACCCCCGCCCGCCCGCCGCCCCCGCCGUGCCCCCAGGGACGAUGCCCACGCGUGGGGACAGCAGAGCCGGGGCUUAGCACCCCGAAGCGUUGAAGCAGCACCCGGCGUGGCCCGUCCCUGGGGGUUGUCCCACCGACAGACUAUGCCAGAGCCCCCGGGGGGGCUGAGCCGAGUGGCGCCUGCCCGGGCACGGAGGAGUGGACAGCGGGGGCAUCCCGGUGGAUGGACCCCCUGAGGCCGGCCCCCCGAUGUCGGCUCCGCUGCUGCUCUGGCUCGUCCUCCUCCACGGGGCCACUGCCGGGGGCCCGGUCCGGGGGGGCAGGACCUGGCGACACUGCACAGACCUGCGCCCACUGGACAUCCUUGCAGAGGUGGUCCCCGCCAGUGGGCUGGCCCCGGCCCUCCGCGUGUUCGAGGCGCAGGGGGUGCGUGGGUUCCAGCUGGCGGCCUCGCAGCCCCGCGCCCUGGCCUUCCCCGCCUCCCGCCUCUUCAUCCACUGCCACCGCUUCCCCGAGGAGUUCUCCAUCAUCGUCACCCUGAGGGUCCUCAGCGUCCCUGCCAAGAGAAACGAGUACAUCUUCACGCUGAUGGCGGAGGAGAGCCCCAGGGUGCUGGUAGGGCUGCGCUACGCCACCAACAAGCUCCACUUCAUCUUCUGGAGCCACGAGCACGCUGGCAGCUGGCAGACUCGCGUCACCUUCCCCAAUGUCUCCCUCUCCGACAACCAGUGGCACACGCUGGUCCUGGCUGUCUCCGGCCAGUCAUUCUCGCUGACGGUGGACUGCAGCGUCCCCAAGGAUGUGGUGAUGGAGACGCCGUUUCCAGCUUCUCUGUCGGUGAAGAGAGCCAGCUUCUACCUGGGCAACCGGAGGAGAAGGAAAGGCGCGUUCACGGGCUUGCUGAGACAGCUUGUCCUGCUGCCAGGAGCCGAUGCCACUCCUCGGAUAUGCACCGCCUUGAACUUGAAAGUAGCGACGCUCUCUGUCCCCGCUGUCCUCCAGGAUGUCCCUGUGAAGCCAGCGAGCAACGAGGUGCUGAAAUAUCCCUACGAGAGCGACACGAAGGUGACCCUGGGGUCCCGUCCCCCCUGCACCAAGCGGGAGAAGGCGCAGUUGUGGUUCAACGCCUCCCGGCGAGGGCUCUACCUCUGCAACGGCAGCGCCUGGGUGUCCAUGCUGGAAGUCAAACAAAGGCUGGACUACGUGGAGGAGUACCAGAACCUGGUGACCAACUCUGAGACGAUGGGGGUUGAGGUCUUCACCAUCCCAAAGGUGGGACUGUUUGCAGCCACUGCUAACCGGUACACCCCCCCAGGAUCAGCCGUCUAUAAGUGGACUGAUGGGAAGUUUGUGCCCUACCAGAACAUCCCCACCUACCAAGCUCAGUCCUGGAAGUAUUUCACCAUAGGAAAGAAGAUCUUCCUAGCAGUGGCUAAUUUUGAGCAGAAUGACAGGGGUCAGGAGUUCUCUGUAAUAUACAAGUGGAGUCGCAGGAAAGAGAAGUUUGUCACGUACCAGAGGAUCACCACGCACAGCGCUAGGGACUGGGAGGCAUUUGUCAUCGAGGGAGAGGCUUUCCUUGCCGUGGUCAACCACCGACAAGGGAACAACCACAACAUAGACAGUGUGAUAUACAGGUGGAACCCCAGGACGGGCUUGUUCGAAACCAACCAGACCAUCCCUACCUCUGGAGCCUAUGACUGGGAGUUUUUCACCAUCGGGCCGUAUUCCUUCCUGGCUGUGGCUAACACAUUCAAUGGCACGUCCACUAAGAUCUACUCGCACAUCUACAUCUGGCUUAGUGGCUCAUUUCAGCUCUUCCAGUCUAUCCUGACUUUUGGUGCUGCUGACUGGGAGGUCUUUCAUAUCGGGGACAGAGUCUUCCUGGCAGUUGCAAACAGCCACAGCUAUGACAGUGGGAUGCCGGCACCCUCCAACUUUUACGCCAUCAACUCCUCCAUCUAUGAGCUGAACAUCACUGCCCAGAUGUUUGUCAAAUUCCAGGACGUUCUCACCUACAGCGCCCUGGACUGGGAGUUCUUCUCGGUGGGAGAUGACUCUUUUCUGGUGGUAGCAAACUCCUUCGAUGGCCUCACCUUUGCCGUUAACAGUAUUAUCUACAGAGCCCACUGCCCUCCUGUGCAGGUGGCAAGGCUAUGAAGGCUUCGUAGCAGCUCACCACCUCCCCACCGUCGGCUGCAGAGACUGGGAGGCAUUUCACACCGCCGAGGGCUCCUACCUCCUCUACUCCAGUGCCAAGGAGCCGCUUUCCAAGGUGCUCAAGCUGAAAACCACCUGAGGUGGCUGAGACACGCUCAGCUCAUCACUGGGAUCGGGGUGUGCUGUGCAUCAGGGUGAAGAUGGACCACAGAGCCCAGGGAUGGCUGUGGCAUCAGCCCUGUGGCUGGCUGGUUGUGUGCGCCAUGGGACAGGGAGGAGCAGGAGGAGGGGAGCUCCGUGGGUCCCUGCAGCCCUGUCCGGGGGCUGGCAGAGGGACUGUGAGCCUGUUUUUGUGCUCUUUUCUCCUGCCAUGCUCCAAGUCAUGUCCUACCCAGGCUACCUGGAGCCCAGGCGCUUCCCCGUGCUCACCAAGACCCCUGGUAGUCUUCAGCCAGGAGGGACCCAGAGCAGCCGUUGUUGUGGCCAGAACUCGCACAAAGCCAGGGGAGGAACAAGACUGAGCAGAGUGUGUGCUGCUGGGGUGGGUGCAUGGCAGUGGGGGAGGAAAUGGCACGUGAGAAAUUGGGGAAAAAGGCAGCUUUGGGCUCAGCUCUGGCUGCCCAGCACCUGGGGCCAUGAUGCUGCUGAGGACCCACCCGGUUUGACAUUGCACACCACACUUCGUGUGCAUCUUCGGUGGCCUCGCCACCCCAUCCCACAGCCAUGGGUGCCUGCACACCCUCCCGCUCCACCAUGGCUGGUUUUGGUUGUCCUCACCGAGUGAUGUGUGUAUAUUGUACAAACCGUAGGAGCGCACAGGCACCGAUGCUGGUCCUUGCACAUCUUUGCAUGAGGUCAGAGACUCCCCAGCAAGCCUGCUGUGCACCAGGACCAAUCCAGCUACCGUAGGCAUGGGAAAUACCCCAAACUGCUCUAGGUGAAACCGUGGCCUCUUUUCUUUUCCUUGCCUUGGUCUGGGAGACGCUUUUGCUUAACCAGAGCUGUAAUAAACUGUGUGCACCCAGA
Columba livia (rock pigeon) is the source of this 3194-nucleotide messenger RNA. It is a transcript of the gene TSPEAR, whose product is annotated as thrombospondin type laminin G domain and EAR repeats. Gene Ontology annotation, biological process: signal transduction. The transcript has 12 exons. The record is from RefSeq and is a predicted model, not a curated record. The coding region runs from base 258 to 2168 and encodes 636 amino acids. Lineage: Eukaryota; Metazoa; Chordata; Aves; Columbiformes; Columbidae.